AAAUACAUAAUUAGCGGCCCAUUCAUAAGUCCAAUACCAUUUCACCUUUUGGCGCGCGGAACAACAAAACCUCAUCGCGCGGAACAACACAACCGGAACAACACAACCUCAUCGCAACGGUCGUUGGCGGAAGCGAACCGCCCCACAGUGUGGGGCGUUGAAAAGUACUUGAAGACGCAAUAG
Amoebophrya sp. A120 is the source of this 183-nucleotide messenger RNA. Lineage: Eukaryota; Dinophyceae; Syndiniales; Amoebophryaceae. The record is from the annotation of a GenBank genome assembly.